This is a messenger RNA of Apis dorsata (giant honeybee), 2342 nucleotides long. RefSeq lists its product as uncharacterized. Lineage: Eukaryota; Metazoa; Arthropoda; Insecta; Hymenoptera; Apidae. The record is from RefSeq and is a predicted model, not a curated record. The coding region runs from base 567 to 1625 and encodes 352 amino acids. The transcript is spliced from 6 exons.
UAAGUCGAUUUUUUAUAAUAUUAAAUAUAUAUAGAAUGAUACCUGUUAAUAGAAAAGGAACACGAUGAAUUUCAAAAUUGAAUUUUGAAAAACUGAUUAAAGACAUGGAUUAAAUAUCUAUAUCGAAAAAGCGACAGUAGAUAUACAUAGUUCAGAAAAAAGAGAGUCGAUAUUGUUGUGAUCGUGAAAGAGGCUGAUUAAUGGCGCCAGCAUUGGGCCAUGUCUUCUUUGGCCCAGAAUUCCUUUUCCGAAAAUACGACCAGCGGAAAAAACGUCUAAGGUGAUUUAAUGUUAUCGACAUUUUUUACACGAUAUAAAGUGAUUAAAAACAAUAAUCUGCGUGCAUAAGUGAAAGGAAAUUGGUACGCAUACUGCUACCAAUUGUGAAAGUUUGAAUGUCAAAUCGUAUGCUUUUGAUCGCAUUAUAAAUCGGAUGUCCCGCAUUGAACGAUUGUGUCAAUGUGGUGAACAAACGAAUCUGAGUAUCAAUUGAAUUUUUUACUUUGUUUUCUACAACUUUGUAUAUUUAGAUCAUAUUUGCAUACUGAGAAAUAUGGGUACGUUCGAUGGUGCACAAAGUGCACAGGAUGGAGGAGGAAUGCUCUCAAGAGAAUAAAAAAGUUGAGACAACGAUGCAGACUACGGUCGCAGUAGCGAAUACCUCAUCAGAUGACGUUUGUAACGCACGGGCACGUGUAUCUUGCCAAGAAGAGUUUACAUGUUCUUUGUAUAUCUCGCGUGCUGUCGGGCCACAAGGUCAAGUGCAAGGAAUACAAAGUGGUGGCGAGCUGCUACGUUCUAAUCUAGAAGAGGUAAUCCGCGCAUCCGACCCCUUAGCAGCCUGGCACGUGUCUGAAACACCUUGUGGUUUGAUUGCGGCAUUUACUUGCGAAGCUGAUGCAGAAAAAUUGUUGCAACGUGGCGAUUUGGCACGUGUUUUCGAAGGACCUGUACAAGUGGCUCGAUUUUCAGCGAAAGAUUCUCGUUAUAGACAAGCGGUUCUUCUUCGCGAUGUACCCUGGGCUAUUCCUUUACAGGAUAUCAAUUCUGCAUUAAUGAAACAAGGAAUUGCAACAGGAAGUGUUGAACGUUGGCGACAAUAUAUACGCGUUGAGGUAUUAGAUGCUGGACAUUACGAACUCUUAUUGCGUCAAGGACUGGACUUUUUCGGUGCUGCUCGAUUCAGUGCCAUCCCAGAGCGUUGGUGGCGCGGAGGAACCGGAAGUACUGGUGGACCGUUGCAGGCAGGACCAGGAAUAGUUAGCAACUUUCUCGAAGCAUCUAAUUUUCAAACAGGGGACGGUGUUCUCCAGUGUUAUCGUUGCCAGGGAUUCUGGCAUAUGGCUGCCAACUGUAGACACUUGCCACGUUGCGUUCGAUGUGGAGAACCACAUAGUGUUGAGUUUUGUCCCAGACCUCGAAACAAUCCUAUUUGCUGUCAUUGUUCCGGUCCUCAUCAUGCUGGCUACCGACAAUGUCCGGUUCGACAACAACUUUCGAACGCUACGCCUAUUAGUAUCACACUAAGCACUACUCGGAUUGGAAACCAAUAUCCCAUGAAUGCAGCCUCCAAGACGAACGCGUCCGCUCACGAGCAACAGCCCUUGAAGUCAAGUCAAUCUUAACGAAAUAUUACUGCACGUCGACGUAUCGACUGUCCAUAUAUUGACUUCAAGAUCUUGUAAAUUGCUCGCGUUUAUCACUGCUUAUUGGUAUAUUACGAUCAGUUAUACGGUCAGUUAUAAAUUUUAAAAAAACAAAGAAAUUAAUGGAGAAACGAUGAACAAAACUAUUUCUUUAUUUUUUAUAUGUAAUUUAAACGAGUUUUUAUAAAUUUUAAUCGUUAUAUUAUUAUACUCGUUAAAUAACUGAAAUUAAAGAUAAUACAUGUAUAUAAAAGUAACAUUUUAAUUAUUUUCAAUAUUCGAAUGCAAAUCAUGUAAAUUUUUGAGAUUAUCAGAAACAUAAUGUAAAAAUUAACCAUAUAUGUACACACUAACCAGACGAUUUUCUACUUUUCGUCCUACUUUCUUCGUCCUAGUCUUUCUGAAUCUGGGUUCCCCCUCCUUCAAGUAAAUUCGUGCAUAUUGUUGGACGAUACUUUGUAACUGAUAAAAGAAUGAAAAUGGAGGGGUCUGAACAGGUAUACUUGCGAAUUCUCUAGAUCGAUAGAUCACGGUAGAGGGACGCCAGUUAAUUCCCGCCAGAUACUCGUUCCAUCGGCGCAGUUUAAAGUUGUUUCUUCGAGGGAUAUUCAGAAAUUUGUCGAGUAUUGUAGAAAUUCUGAAUCGAUCGAGACUAUUGGCAUUAACGUUCAAUUUCUUAAUAUUACUGCGUGCAUU